GGCUGUAGCAGUGCUGUCACAGCGGGAGGAUGAACAACCACAAAUGUAGCACUUUAUUUCAGAAAGCCAGGGGACGGACGAGGAUCAUACAGUGUAUUUAUGUGGUGGGCUUCAUGGACUUGUUUGGGGUGAGCAUGAUCAUCCCGCUGCUGAGCCAUCACGUGAAAGCUCUUGGAGCCAGUCCCACUGUCGCUGGUGUUGUAGGAUCUACAUAUGGGAUCUUACAGCUGUUCUCAAGCACUAUAGUUGGCAGCUGGAGUGAUGUGGUGGGACGGCGAUACUCUCUGCUGACCUGUCUGCUGUUGAGUGCACUCGGCUAUGGCCUGCUCGGGAUGUCCAGCAGUAUCGCCUUGUUUGUGCUUGCAAGGAUACCUGUGGGGCUGUUCAAGCACUCACUGUCCAUCUGCAGAGCCCUGCUGUCUGACCUGGUGUCUGAGUCAGAGCGCCCUCUGGUGAUGGGACACUUUAAUGCAGCUUCCAGCGUCGGCUUUAUUUUGGGCCCUGUGGUGGGGGGAUAUCUCACAGAGCACGAGGGUGGCUUCUAUACCUCCUCAUUCACCUGUGCUGCCAUCUUCCUCAUUAAUGCAGGGUUGGUAUGGAUGCUACCAUGGAGCGAGUCUCUACUUCACCGUAAUGGCAUUAACUCCAGCAAUAAUACAAGUAAAGUUGGUCAUGACAACAACUGUCGUAAGUCCGUACACAAUGGUUCUCAUGCAAAUAGCAACCAUCCAGUUUUGGCAGCAGAGACUGACCCAGCCUACAGAGCUUCCGGGAAGCACCAAGGUGGUCUGAUGUCAAGGGAGGUGUCUCUGCUCCAGCCUGCCUGGAGACAGCUAUCUUCAGUGGGCUCCAAGAUCCACAUGGUGGCCUCCUCUGACAUGUGGGACCUUUUUUUGGUGCGUCUAUUGAUGGCCAUAGCUAUCAUGCUCUACUACAGUAACUUCUCUCUAGCCAUGGAGGAGCGUUUCUCACUUAAACCAAAGGUGACAGGUUAUCUGAUCAGCUACAGCAGCACCUUAGGGGCCCUGGCCGGGUUUUUGGUGGGGCCAGUCACCCAGUUGUACGGCAACAACAUGCCUGCUCUGCUGCUUCACUCCACAAUGCUCACCUGUUUGCUCAUUUUCUUGUACGCUGCUGCACCCAGUGUGUGGCAGGUGCUGCUCUCCUCCACAUUCUUUGCCAUUUCCACCAGCAUUGGACGGACAUGUAUCACAGACCUGGAGCUGCAGAGGGGAGGGGUCCAGGCCAGCGGGACUCUGAUCGGAGCCGGGCAGUCAGUUACCGCCGUCGGUCGAGUCCUGGCCCCGCUGCUCUCCGGUCUGGCCCAGGAGUUCAGCCCCUGCGGCCCCCCCAGUCUGGGAGUUGGUCUGGCUCUAUCAGCUGUAGGUUUACUGCUCAUCAGGAUCCCCAAGUGGGAUGGGAGAGGGGUGACAAAAAUAUUAAAAACACAUUGA
Molecule: messenger RNA, 1454 nt
Organism: Scomber scombrus (Atlantic mackerel)
Lineage: Eukaryota; Metazoa; Chordata; Actinopteri; Scombriformes; Scombridae
Gene: slc67a2
Product: major facilitator superfamily domain containing 9
Exons: 6
Coding region: 30-1454 (474 amino acids)
Biological process (GO): transmembrane transport
Molecular function (GO): transmembrane transporter activity
Source: RefSeq, a predicted model, not a curated record